This is a messenger RNA of Fraxinus pennsylvanica, 342 nucleotides long. Lineage: Eukaryota; Viridiplantae; Streptophyta; Magnoliopsida; Lamiales; Oleaceae. The record is from the annotation of a GenBank genome assembly.
AUGCUUGAGGCAUUAAGAAUUGUUUUCUUGUGCAUUGCUACGAGUUACAAAGAAUUACAACUUGCGACAGAAAAUUUUAAUCCAAGAAAUAAGAUCGGGGAAGGAGGCUUUGGUUCCGUCUACAAGGGGAGGCUAAAGGAUGGCUCCUUGGCUGCUGUAAAGGUUCUUUCUGUCGAGUCAAAGCAGGGUGUCCGUGAGUUCUUAACAGAGAUAAUGACGAUAUCAUGCCCGGAACAUGAGAACCUGGUGAAGUUGUAUGGGUGCUGUGCAGAAAGGGAUCAUAGAAUUUUGGUUUAUGGUGAUGGUUACAGUAACAUUCAGUUUAUCUGGAAAACACGGUAA